This is a messenger RNA of Arabis nemorensis, 468 nucleotides long. The record is from the annotation of a GenBank genome assembly. NCBI's taxonomy places the organism in Eukaryota, Viridiplantae, Streptophyta, Magnoliopsida, Brassicales, Brassicaceae.
AUGUACAACGAAUGUAUCUCUCCAUCUUCCGCUAGAUCAACGACGAGAAACGGAACGACAACUCUCAACAGGCUAAGAUCUCCGAUCUGUUGUUUAGGAGCAAACGCCGUCGUCGAACCAGAAUCCAUGAUCGGAGGUCAAAGAACGCCCAGAUCUCCUUACGAAUGGCUCAAAUCCACCGCUCAAGAGCUCGAGAUCCGAGAUCGGUGUCGUCGCGUCAAAUCGAGAAUCAAGGUUACUUGUAGGAACAACAAUUGCGCUUAUAAUUGCGUUCAUAAUCAUCAGAGACAUCAUCAGAGCCAGAGCUAUCCUGGUGAUUUUAGCUACGAUCCUUUGAGUUACGCGCUCAAUUUCGAAGACGAUGUUCGAGCAGACGAAGACGGUUCGUUUCCGAGUUUUACGGCGAGGUUGCCUGCUUCUCCGGUGACGAAAUCUAGAUCUACGACGGUUGAUUUGAUCUCCUUCUGA